Messenger RNA from Medicago truncatula (barrel medic), 1347 nucleotides. Its product is annotated as COBRA-like protein 2. Gene Ontology annotation, cellular component: plasma membrane. Lineage: Eukaryota; Viridiplantae; Streptophyta; Magnoliopsida; Fabales; Fabaceae. Gene Ontology annotation, biological process: plant-type cell wall cellulose biosynthetic process; cellulose microfibril organization. The transcript is spliced from 6 exons. The record is from RefSeq and is a predicted model, not a curated record. The coding region runs from base 1 to 1347 and encodes 448 amino acids.
AUGUUUUUCUUCCCUUUCCUUAAUCACUGUCCAUGCAUGCUUAUGUUCCUCUUGUUUACUUUGUUUUUCACUUCAACAGAAGCUUAUGAUCCACUUGAUCCAAACGGGAAUAUCACAAUAACAUGGGACGUUGUAAGCUUGACAUCUGACGGUUAUGUUGCGGUAGUUACAAUAAACAACUUUCAACAAUAUCGUCAUAUAACAGCACCCGGAUGGUUCGUAGGAUGGAGUUGGGUAGAGAAAGAGAUCAUAUGGGCUGUGGUGGGAGGGGAAGCAACUGAUCAAGGAGAUUGCUCAGAGUUUACGGAAACCUUCCCACAUUGUUGUAAGAAGGAUCCAACAAUUAUAGACUUGCACCCUGGAACGCCCUAUAAUAAACAAUUUGCAAAUUGCUGCAAAGGUGGUGUACUAAGAACAUGGGCACAAGAUCCGCCAAAUGCAGUUGCAGCGUUUCAAGUCAGUGUCGGUAGAGCUGGCAAUAACAAAACUGCCAUCAUAGCGCCGCAGAAUUUCACUUUGAAAACACCAGGACCAGGUUAUACAUGCAACCAACCAAAAAUUGCGGAACUUACUGAAUUCACAUCACCGAACGAAAGGAGAGUGACUGAAGCAAUUUUGACAUGGAAGGUGACAUGCACAUAUUCACAAUUUCUAGUUCAGAAACCUCCAAAUUGCUGCGUUUCCCUCUCAUCUUUCUAUAGCGAGAAUAUUGUACCCUGCCCGAACUGUUCAUGCGCCUGCCAAGACAACUCAUUUCAAUCAGGAAGUUGUAUAGAUUCAAGUAAUUCAUCGAAUUUGGCCUCGAUUGUUAACAGCCCUGGAGAGAAAGGUGUUGAGCCUUUAGUUGAAUGUACUAGGCAUAUGUGUCCGAUUAAAGUUCACUGGCACAUUAAGUAUAACUACUAUGAGUAUUGGCGCGUGAAGAUUACCGUUUUUAAUUUCAAUUACAGAAAGAAUUACUCAGACUGGAACGUGGUUGUUCAACAUCCAAAUUUUGAUAAAUUGACACAAAUUUUCAGUUACAACUACAAAUCAUUAGCUCCAUAUGGAUCAACAAAUGAUACUGUAAUGCUUUGGGGAGUUAAAUUUUUCAAUGAUGUACUCAUGCAAGCUGGUCCUAAUGGUAACGUACAGUCGGAGCUACUUUUUCGAAAGAAUAAAUCAAGUUUUAGUUUCCGUAGCGGCUGGGGUUUUCCGGAGAAGAUUUAUUUCAACGGUGAUGAAUGUAGUAUGCCACCACCCGACGCUUACCCACGGUUACCUAAUGGCUGUUCCACACAAGAGGUUUCUCUCCUUGCUUUGAUGAUGACCUCGUUCAUAUUGUUGCUACUUUGCACAUAUGCUUAG